This is a messenger RNA of Conger conger (European conger), 2708 nucleotides long. RefSeq lists its product as uncharacterized. NCBI's taxonomy places the organism in Eukaryota, Metazoa, Chordata, Actinopteri, Anguilliformes, Congridae. Bases 108 to 1913 code for a protein of 601 amino acids. The record is from RefSeq and is a predicted model, not a curated record. Gene Ontology annotation, molecular function: DNA binding. The transcript has 12 exons.
GAACGUACGUGCAGAACGGGAGGGGCCUGUCACGAGGUCACUCUGAUAGAAAUACGGGCUUGAUUUUGAAAGCCGGGAAAUAACAAAGAACAGUCGGAACACCAGACAUGUCAAGAAACGACCAGAUUCCUGUGAAGAUCAAAGUUGAGGAGGACUAUGACCAGGUUCUAGUGGAAGAGCCACCCAGCUGCCUUGCCUCUGGAGACGCAUGUGAUGUCACCAGCGGCCUGGACCAGCCCCGCUUCACUGACUGCCCCAAGCCCCUCGGCACGCACUAUGAACACAGUCUGUGUGACCCUAUGGAGCCAUCAUCCAUCCCAGAAGCCCAACACAGUGAGCCUGAGAUGGAGGAGAGAGGCUACAGUCCCCAGAGGUGGAGAGGCUCCGGGUCACUAACAGGCAGUGUGUGCUCAGACGUGGAGGACGAGGCUCUGGUGGAGGGCGCUGAGAUGGACUACGAGUGCCAGCCGCAGCAGGAGUCGAGUGCAGUCUCUGAAGAUUUAUUCAGCAUUGAUCACCAAAGGACAUUGGGGGAGAUACUCACCUACUGCCAGGUCAUGUACGAAGCCAUUCGGAAACUCGAUCAGAAGUUUGAUAUUCUGCAAGCCAAGGUGACCAGUGUGCAGGCUGUCCACCUGAGCCCUGCACUUUUCCAACAGAAAGUUCCGGCAACGGGUGGCAGCGGAGUGCAGAACGCGGCGGACUCCGGGCUGCUCAUGCCCCAGCUGGUCCGCGUGUGCUCCCCGCCCGCCCCCCCUCUCCAGGGGGAUGGGAAGAAGCCGCCCCCCCUCUCUCCCGCCCCGGGCGUUCCCAGCCCCCCCGGGCAGCCUGCCCAGUGUCAGGCACAGCCCAGCCAUCUGGCCCAGACCAUCGUCAGAGCCCACCUGACCGUUCAGCCCCUCCCCCCGGGCAUGGCCGCCACCCCGCCCGCGGCGAUCACCCCGCCCAAAACGCCCCGCAAGAGCCCCGCCUCUGCCGAACCGAGCACCCUCAACACAGUGCCCUGGGAGUGGCUGGGGGACCCCAAGCGGAAGGUGCAGAUCCCCAGCAGCGCCCUGCAGAAGGCCCGAGCACUGGCCAACCCCCGGAGCGCCGUGCGCUCCCUGCUGCGCAGCGUCUUCCCCCUGGAGACCAUCACCUCCUCCAACAUCACCGGCAACUCCGCCCGCGGCCUCAAGAAGCUGGACCCCAACAAGAUCGCCGCCAUGAGAGAGUGGGUUGCCAAAAAGUUUCCCAGCUUUGACCUGAAAGAAAGUGGCAAGGACUGGAAACGAUGUGUAUCCAUCAUGAAUUCCACGGCUAGGUAUCUGCGCUUUGAAGCCAAAAAACACAAGCAUAAAGGACGGAGCACGAGCAGCCGUGAGCCGGCGCCUGACGAAGAGAGCGACCCCGACCCCCCGCUGACGACGGGCACGGCCGAGAUCGACGUGGAGCUGUCAGACAGCGAGGGCGACGGCCCCUCCACCUCCCGCAAGUCUCCGGCCUCCGCCAGCCAGCAGAAGGCGCCAGAGAGCAGCUCCGACUCGGGCACAGGGAGUGAGGACAACAGCAAAGAAGAUGUAUAUGAGUACCUGGGCCCGCCCAGCAGGCAGGUGAAGGUGCCGCGGUUCGCCAUGUUCACAGCCCGCCUGCGCGCCCGCCCCGAACUCGUCGCCCGCUUCCUCAUCAAGUACCUCUUCCCCGAUCACGUGCUGGUCAAGAGCAACGUCUACGGCAACCGAGAGCACGGCAUCCAGGCCCUGGACGAGAACAAGAUCAACGCCCUGCGAGAGCACCUGAAGGAGCGCUUUCCCUGGCUCUUGCUGGAGGAGAGCGGGCAGGACUGGAAGGCCUGUGUGGGAGCCAUCAACAGCACCAUACGCAAGUUCAGACACGAGCUGAAGAAGGGCAAGAGCGGCAAGAAACGCCGCUGAGAGAAACCAUGGCGACGGGACGCGUGUGUGAGUGUGAGUGCGAGUACGCACAACUGCCCGGCCUGGGCCAAAUACCUCAUUUUAAACACUUUGAUCCUUCAGACACAAGUAACAGUCCUGCAAGAUCAUUGACCGUUUGAAAAGAACCAAUGUCAUCUAUUGACACCAAUAUGUAUAGGUUUUUAUAUUGUACAAUUACAUAAAAUGCUAAUUUGUAUAUAUAUAAUGUAGUAAAGAAUAUUCCUUAAUAUGAUUGUAUGUUUACUUGCUAACAUUAAAUGCAGAAUUCACAUUUUGCUGGCACAUGAAGGGUAAAAGUAUUUAAAAUGAACAUCUGACCCAGGUCCGGUGCACGCGUCUCCACGUUCACGCGUGUGUACUUGCAGAGAAUCGACGUGGUCGAUGUCCACGUGAGCACUGUGAAACGGGCAGGCCCAGUUCAGGAUUGUCUACUCGACCGAACCCCCAGGAUACUGUAGCUUAUGUCUUCACAACAGAGUCUGUGUAAGAGCAGCUACAGAACCUUGAAAGCACUUCCCAGCAGAAGAACCUUUAAAACGGUCCUCAAACUCCAGUCCUACCAGGCCACCAUGUCUACUGGCUUCUGCGCUUCUGUUUUAAUAAACAGAUGGUAUAGACCCGUUCCUCAAAUCAUGGUCCUCAGGUGUGUCGACAGUCUGGCCAAUCAGGUGCACUAAUUGAUAAGUUCAUUAUUUUGGAGGAAAGAAAACCAGGAUUUGGAUUCAAGGGCCAGAUUUGAGGAUUUGGAAAUUGACUUGGAAAAUGGAAAAUGAA